AUGGCCAGCAGCACCAGCAGCUACCCUCUCGUGCUGCUCCUGCUGCUGGCGGCCACGGCCGCCGCAGCAGCAGCCACCGAGGCGUCCGGCUGCGGCGGCAACGCGACCACCGCGACGUCAUCGCCGACGGCGUACGAGAUGCUGGAGCGGUACGACUUCCCGCGGGGCAUCCUGCCGGCGGGCGUGUCCGGGUACGAGCUCCGCGGGGACGGCAGCUUCGAGGUGUACUUCCCGCGGCCCUGCGAGUUCCUGCUGGCGGGGACGUGGCUGGUCCGGUACGAGCCCCGCGUACGGGGCUCCGUCGCGGCCGGGUCGCUCAUGGCGCUGGACGGGAUCAGCGUGAAGGUGCUCUUCUUGUGGCUCGGCGUCGGCGAGGUGGACCGCGCGGGCGACACGCUCAGCUUCUACGUCGGCCCCGUCGCCACCUCGUUCCCGCUCGACGACUUCGCCGAGAGCCCGCGCUGCCGCGGCUAUGAUGAUGGUGGCGCCGGCGACGACGACGACUUCUUCCGGCGGCGGCGGCGGCCUCGUCGUGACGCGCGCGUGAUUAGUAUUUGUACAAUUGUAUGUACCUGCCGCCUUGAUGAUUUAGCUGGCAAUAUAGAUACGUGCAUCGAUCGAGACGAGCCGGCGAUUAGCUACUACUUUCAUUUUGUUCAUCAUGUGUCUUGCAAUUCUUUAAGCGUGCCUUCUCCUGAUUUAUGA
Molecule: messenger RNA, 705 nt
Organism: Miscanthus lutarioriparius
Lineage: Eukaryota; Viridiplantae; Streptophyta; Magnoliopsida; Poales; Poaceae
Source: the annotation of a GenBank genome assembly